AUGAGUCCCGCAGCGCGAAUGAUCCAGUCGCUGGCUGAGCGCAGUGUCUCUGGCGAGGCCGACUCGGUCAAACAUACAUUUUCCAGCUGGGACAAUUGCAUGGCCAAGGCGUACUGCAAAUGGCCUGUCAUUGCUGUUAUUAUCGUGGGAUCGCUGAUUCUCCUCAGUAUCGCCGGCUGCCUGAUCAGCUGUUUAUGUUGCGGUUAUCAAUGUUGCAAGGGCUGCUGCGGCUGCUGCUACAAAUGCUGCGAUUGCGGCGGAAACUCGAGGAGCCACAAGAGGAAACGAGACAGCUUUGGCGAUCACGGAAAUCCAUACUAUCAACAACCCCCGCCGCCUCAGCCCAUGAACUAUGGACACCAACAAGCGGUUGUACCGGCUGUAUCACCCGCGCCCCCGGCGUACCGAGACCGAGGUCCCAGAACCGCAGCGUUCGACCAGCCCAAGGCGGCUGUUGCGACCAACGAAGAUGCUCUUCCGGCGAUGCCCACCUGGGCUGACGCGCAAACAAGACGAGUCGAAGACCACACCCCCGUGCAUGAGACGGUGGAAAUGGAUAACCUGGAGGCGCACGACCACGCCAUCAACCCGUACUACAACCACCAUAGCAACUCUCCUGCUCCGGGGCUUAUGACCCGAGGCGGAUACUCAGAGGUACCUCCGAAAUCGACAAGCCCGCAUCCAAGCCAGCCCAUGUAUCACGACGACUAUCUUCAUGAUGACGGAUACUCGACAGGCGCCGGUGGACUUCGAGUGACGAAUGCAUCGAACCAAGACUUGGGCGAUUCGGAUUACUCCCACCAACAACAACACCAACCCUACUCCCCGAUUUCUCCGUCAUCUCCAGGUUACGGACAUACUCCCGCGGGAUAUCCUCCUCCAGCGAGAUAUCCUUCUCCCGGCGCUGCCGCCGCCGCUAUGCCUUCUCGUCUAUCGCCUCGACCAUCUCCGUCGUCAUACCGAGGCUUUGACAACCAGCCUCCUGCCAAAGUGCAAGCGCCAAACUUUAGCGGACCCAGAGCAUACGAUCAAAUCCCGUCGCCGCGGUCUCCCGUCAGCCCUCCGAUGCCAUAUGCGCCGUAUGAGGCACACCAACAGCAGCAGCCACCUUUCCAGGCGACUCGCUCUCCGCCACCGGUAGCAGGUUCGCCGGUGCAACACGGACAAUACCGCGCUUUCUCGCCUGCUAUUUCUUCUUCCACGCCGCCUCCCCCCUUUUCAGAGACCGAUCAUCAUCCAGCCGGCCCCGCAUCGGACGGCGAUCGUCCUCCGAGUCUACUAAUGGCCGGCCGACGACCAACCCCGAACUCGUACAGGGCUGUUUAA
Talaromyces rugulosus is the source of this 1326-nucleotide messenger RNA. RefSeq lists its product as uncharacterized. Lineage: Eukaryota; Fungi; Ascomycota; Eurotiomycetes; Eurotiales; Trichocomaceae. The record is from RefSeq and is a predicted model, not a curated record. The coding region runs from base 1 to 1326 and encodes 441 amino acids. Gene Ontology annotation, cellular component: cellular bud neck; plasma membrane. The transcript has 2 exons.